CGACGGUGGAGCAGCUGGAGAACGGCGCGGAGGGGCCGCACGCAGCCGGGGGACGGCACUGGAGCCCGCUGCAGCCGUCGCUGGAUAGGAGCGGUUGUUUCACGAGCGGCGAACCGUUCUGCGGGACGCCGAGCAGAGCGUCGCGUCGAAAGUGACAGCUUGAAGGCGCCGCCGGCCAACGGCAGAGCCGCAUUGGAGCGUGUGAAGGAAGCGGAAGCUGCGGAGAACUGCGGAGCUGUGACGGAAGCUGUGACGGGAAAAGGAGCUCCCCUUACCCUCCCCAAGGGUUUGUGACGGACGCCGGGCCACAUGACAGACCUCGGAACCGUGCGGCGAACAUCGGAGACGCAUGACAGGUGUGAAAGCUGUGACCGGCACCGAAGCAGCUGACAGGUGUGGACACUGUGACCGGUACCGAAGCAGCUGACAGGUGUGGGCCCUGUGACCGGCACCGAAGCCGCUGACAGAUGCGAACGCUGUGACGGCACCAGAACUGCGUGAUACGUCUGGGCCUUGUGACGGACACUGAAUCCGGGUGACGGGCGUGGGCCCUGCACGGACACCGACUUCACGUGGCAGGUGUGGGCCCUGGACGGAAACCGGAGCUGCGUGACAGACCUCCGGAGCUGACCGAAGCACCAUGUGGCGAUCAGCACUGCUGCUGCUGGCCUGCCUGAGCACUGGAAUGGGUGAUUGCUUCUUUCCGUUUGAGUAUCACGGAACAUAUGCCGUCCAAAUGGCGCAAAAUCAAUACUCAGAAGUGCUGAUAGAGAUGAACAAGAUCUUGCCAUAUGGAGUAUGUCACAGGAGAAUUGGAAACAACUUGAUACUUCGCGACUCGAGUAACGGCUGUCUGCGCUGCUUCCACCUGGCCAUCCGCUCGGCCAACGUCCUGCAGCUUCACACGCGGGAUCCGCAGAGCAGCUGCGCCACCAACCUCAACGACACGUUCAAACUGUGUCCCACCGUCGACGAGAUGAGCUCGCCGCAGAGGAUGAACCGCAGCCGCAUCCACGAGCUCAUGAUGUACAAAGUGAAGACUCGGACCCACGACCCGCACGUACACCAGGUGUACUGCCCGAUCAGCGGCCGCUUCUCCUUCUCGUACGACAUCGCCGACGGCACAGACAGCGCGGCCGCGUGUCCGGGCUCGCGCUCCCAGAUCUCGAACUGUCCGUACGGCUUCGGACUCCACCUCCGCUUCAGUGACUGCUCGUUCAGACAGGACCUCAACAUGACGUUCCAAUGUCUUGGAGACUGGCAGGACAACAACGGUAACAACUUCAUGGCUUUGCUGGAUGAAGGGGACUCCAAUGACAAGAGACCUCGCUACCGAUGUGCGAUGUACCGCAAGGAGGCCGGCACGGGUCGCAUCUACAUGGCGCUCUCGUCCGACUCGUCCUGCCACCGGGAUCUGGUGAGCGCCACGCGCGGCUACGAGCGCCUGGUGCUGGACGCCAGACCCAGCCAGCCGUGGCCGCUGGCCGUCCGCCAGGCCUCCUGCUCCUUCCCCGACUGGGCGCAGGGACACUGGCAGCACUCGCACGUCGACGGCGACACCAUGGUCUACAAGGACGCCAAGAACUUCAAGACACACACAGCACGCUGCAUCGCCAGCCACGACGAGAAAUACGUCAAUCUACUCCCGCUCGCAGUGCGGUGAGGAGGCCUACAACUGUAUCUGGCUGAAGCGGAGAAGCGAUAACGUCAUGGAGUUCCAGCUAGGUCUGAGCCCGAGCAGCAAUGCUGAAGACGUCAUGU
Molecule: messenger RNA, 1761 nt
Organism: Pollicipes pollicipes
Lineage: Eukaryota; Metazoa; Arthropoda; Thecostraca; Pollicipedomorpha; Pollicipedidae
Exons: 8
Coding region: 641-1663 (340 amino acids)
Source: RefSeq, a predicted model, not a curated record